AUUUGACAAGCAACUCGACUGCAUUGGGUUAUACAGGAAAUGUCAGACCAAGACAUGCACUGUGCCAAUGAUGAGUUGAUAUCUGUUGCUCAGAAUGACAAUUCUAGUCAUAUUGCUGGCUCAUCUCAAGCUGAUCAAGCAAUUGAUGGAAUGCAUUCAAGUUUUGGAGCAGUUGAUGGAAUGUAUUCAAAUUCUGGAGCAGUUGAUAUGUUCGAUUAUAGUUCAGGUAGCAACUCAAAAUCAAAGCUGUUACAACAACCAGUUACUGGAAUGGAUGCAGGAGCUUCUUCAUGGCCCAAUCUAGGGUCAGGUUCGGUUUUAUCUGUUCCCAACGAGGCAGCAUCCCGAAAUCGCACUAGAAUGGAAUAUACUCCUGUUGAACGAUUUACCAACGAUUUUAAAAAUGGUCGUUUUCAUCGUCAGUCUAAAAGCUCGUUAUCCACAUCAAUUGGACAGCCAUUAAAACCAACGCCAGAAUUUAAAACACAAACUUCUGUUGGAGCAGGACUUCGAGUUGUUUAUGGGAAUUUCACGACAAUUGAUUGGAUACAUGACUCUACAAAAGAACGAUCUCGAAUCAGCAAUCUGCAUAAGCUUGCUGGUAUUUGGGGCAUUAUUGUACGCUUUUGGGACGCUGGCCAAACCUGGGUUUUGAUUUUAACUAUUGGUGCGAUAACAGGCUGGCUUGCUGGAUUUAUUGAUAUAUCUGAGCAAUGGCUAAGCGAUAUUCGCAAUGGAUACUGCUCUGCUGGAUUUUACCUGAAUAAGCGAUUUUGCUGCUGGCUUACUCCAGGACCUGGAAAAUGUAUCGAGUGGGUACAAUGGAGUAUACCAUCUGGAGAGUAUUGGCCAUGGGGUGUCGAAUAUCUCUGCUAUAUAAUUACGGCAAUUAUAUUUGCUGUUACCAGUGCUAUUCUCGUAAAGCAAUAUGCUCCAUAUGCUGCAGGAUCGGGUAUCCCAGAGGUCAAGACAAUUCUUGGAGGAUUUGUGAUUAGAAAUUUUUUGGGGGUCUGGACGCUUGUAGUCAAAUGCCUUGGGCUAGUACUUUCGGUUGCGUCGGGACUGUCUGUAGGAAAAGAAGGUCCUUUGGUGCAUGUUGCCUGCUGCGUUGGAAAUAUUUUAUCUAGUUUUGUAAAAAAAUAUCGGCACAACGAGGCCAAGAGGCGUGGACUAUUGAGCGCGGCAUGUGCAGCAGGUGUGUCGGUUGCUUUUGGAGCACCAAUAGGAGGAGUUUUGUUUUCACUCGAGGAAGUGUCCUACUAUUUCCCAUAUAAAACAAUGUGGCGAUCGUUUUUUAUGGCAAUGAUUGCUGCCAUUUCACUUCAACUCGUUAAUCCAUUUAGGACAGGGAAGUUGGUUUUAUUCCAAGUGACGUACAAUCGAGACUGGCAUUUUUUUGAACUGCCGUUUUUUAUACUUCUUGGAAUUCUUGGGGGAUUCUAUGGUGCAUUUUUCAUUCGAUUGAACAUCAUGUAUAAUUCAUUUCGCAAAACAGGCUGGCUUAAAGAAUGGGCAAUUCCAGAAGUAGCAGUUGUUGCAUUAUUUACGUCGCUUCUAUCAUUUCCAUUUACAUUUUUGCGAGAGAAUUCUGCCGAACUUGUUUCGAAUCUAUUUCGCGAGUGCUCUGAAGUUGAAACUGAUUCUUACGGACUUUGCAAUGCAUCUCAAAUUGGCACAAUCAUACCAUUACUAUUGCUUGCAGCACUGUUAAAAAUUCUAUUGACUGUAAUCACUUUUGGAAUGAGAAUUCCUGCUGGUAUCUUUCUUCCAUCCAUGGCAAUUGGGGCAUAUGUUGGACGAGCCUUGGGAAUUGCGGUUCAAUCAUGGCAAAGGAUCAUGCCGGAUUUGUGGAUAUUUACAUCUUGUAAGCGGGCUAGUGCUGGUGCUGAAUGUGUGACACCUGGAACUUAUGCAAUGGUAGGCGCGGCAGCCAGUCUUGCUGGAGUCACUAGAAUGUCUGUAUCAUUGACAGUGAUCAUGUUUGAGCUUACUGGAGCCCUUUCUUAUGGAAGAGUUCACUUUAUUUUGACGCAUAUUGUAGUCUUGCCUAUUAUGAUCACUGCGCUUGUUGCUAAAUGGGUUAGUGAUAUAUAUGGAAAGCAUGGCAUUUAUGAGUGUCUUAUUACUCUCAAUGGAUACCCUUUUCUUAAUCCCAAUGAAGAGUACACACACACGACGUCGGCGGCAAAUCUGAUGACAAGACUGGAAGAUAUUGAGACGAUAUCUGCAACUGGACACACUAUGGGCAGUCUUGAAGAGCUACUGGCUUCUACCAAAGUUAAAGGAUUCCCUGUUGUUAAACCACAAGGUUCACUCACUAUUGGAUACAUUGGACGCGCAGAACUCCAAUUUGCAAUAGAAAAAGCCAAGGCGGAGAGCGAUGUAGUCGGUAAUAGUCUAGGUAUUUUUACGGAUAUGUUGGCGUUGGACGAUUCUCUGCCUGCCAUCGACUUUCGCCAAUGGGUUGAUUACACACCCGUAAAGAUACACCCGAAAUUCCCAAUCGAUAUGCUGGUAGAGCUUUUCAAAAAAAUGGGUCUUCGAUAUGUACUAGUAACCAGAAAUGGACAGCUGCUUGGCAUCAUUACUAAAAAAGAUAUUCUAAGAGACAUCCACUUGCGCGAGUAGUUUGGCAGCACUUGAAACCCAGACAUUAAUACUGGGUGAGCAGACAUGUGAAAAUAAAUAAACUACUUGUUGCGCUUU
Batrachochytrium dendrobatidis JAM81 is the source of this 2706-nucleotide messenger RNA. RefSeq lists its product as uncharacterized. NCBI's taxonomy places the organism in Eukaryota, Fungi, Chytridiomycota, Chytridiomycetes, Rhizophydiales. Gene Ontology annotation, molecular function: voltage-gated chloride channel activity. Gene Ontology annotation, biological process: chloride transport; transmembrane transport. Gene Ontology annotation, cellular component: Golgi apparatus; plasma membrane; early endosome. Bases 40 to 2628 code for a protein of 862 amino acids. The record is from RefSeq and is a predicted model, not a curated record. The transcript has 21 exons.